GUCCAUCUUCAUUUGAUACAUCUUACAGCCACUUUAAUGCUUCAGAAGCGCCCACUGCUUGUGCCUAUUGAUCUCUCGCUGUGAGGCAUUAGCGAUCAGACUGACGCCGCCGCGCUGCUUCGAGGAAAAAACAAUCAUGUGUUGAGGAUCCGUGCGUCAUCUGGACCCCGGCGGCGGCGGCGGUGCUGGUGGUGCUGGUGGAUGGUGGUCGCGGUGUGUAAGGCGACCGUUUCUCCCGUCGUGUCUCAGACCGGAGUGAGGGUCAAUAAGUGCGCGCACACACACACGAUCAGCGCGCUAAUUGAAUCUAUCGAGCGACCAAUCAGUCGCGAGCGGAGCGCCUCAACCCGGAUGACCUCCGGAGUGACGGAGGGGGAGUGCGGAGGGAGCAGCGCCGGAGGAGAUGCGCAUAUCUGCAGGUACCAUAGCGCUGUCGUAAAGCACGAGUCCGAGGGAGCGAGGGAGCGAUCGGUAAAGCGAUGCCAGGGGUAACCAAGUACAAUUUAGUGGAUGACGCGCACGAUUUGAGGAUCCCCAUGCACAACGACGAGGUGUUUAAGCAUGGGGUCUGCUUCGAGGCAAAGUACAUCGGCAGCCUGGAGGUGGGCCGGCCCGGCAGCAGGAUGGAGAUAGUCGCUGCGAUGAGGAGGAUCAGAUAUGAAUUCAAACUGAAGAAUAUAAAGAAGAAGAAGGUCAACAUUGUCGUAUCCACCGAUUUCGUCAAAGUGAUUUUGCGCAAAAAGAGGAAGAGAAAAGGGUGGUCAUGGGAUGAGAAUACCAUCUUGGUGACACAGGAUCCCAUCUACAGGAUCUUCUACGUCUCACACGAUGCCCAAGACUUGAAGAUCUUCAGUUAUAUAGCAAGAGAUGGACAGAGCAACAUAUUCCGCUGCAAUGUCUUCAAGUCCAAGAGAAAAUCUCAGGCCAUGAGGAUUGUGCGGACGGUGGGUCAGGCGUUCGAUGUGUGUCACCAGCUGACCCUGCAGCAGAAAAGCGAUGACCAGGAUGAUGAGGAGGGGAAGGCGGAGGAGUCGGAGGCAGUGCCAGCAAAGAAGAGGUUUGCGUUGUCAGAGGAGACCGACCUUGAAGCCACUACAGAGGAGAGCAUCGAGUGCGCCUCCUCAUCAGACCUGGAGAAGGGUAAAAAGGACGAGGCCCUCAGUAACAAUGAGAAGGCAUCUGAUGAACCGUCUCUCCUGCUGAGCUCCCCCCUCCUCGGAGCCUCUGUGUCGGGUUUGUCUGCAACAGAGGCUCCCUGCUCUGCAGAGCACCAGGUCCAGCUCCUGCAGAAACAACUGCAGCAGCAGGAACAAAAGGCACUGGCAGCUUCAGAUCAGUGCCAUGUCCUCCAGGAGCAGCUGUCGGUGGAGGUGUGUGCACGGACUGAAACUCAGGCCAGAGUACAGAGGCUGCUGCAGCAGAACACCGACCUCCUGCAACACAUCUCCCUGCUGGUCAAACAGAUCCAGGAGCUGGAGCUUAAAGCUGCUGGCCAGUUAACAUCUAUGGGUUCCCAGGACAGUCUUCUGGAGAUCACUUUCCGCGCCAAGCCCCCCAGCUCUUCUUCAUCUAUGGGCCCUUUUUCAGCUCAGUCCCAGGUCCAGAUGAGUGACACUCCCUGGGUCUCCGCCCUCCCCGGGCCCUGCUCUCCAGGCACCAUUGGCACCGAUGCGAGCCCUUUGGGGCUCAGCGGCAGCGCGGUUCGCCUCGAGUGCUUCCGCUUCUCCUCCCGCGGGCCGGACAGCCAGGACACAGGGGAGACUCCCAGCGACGGAGCCCCGGAUGAAAGCUCGCUGCUGGGGGAGCAGGUCCUGGGGGCCCUGGAGCUGCUCCGGUUUAGGGAGUCGGGGAUCGGGUCGGAGUACGAAUCGAACACAGAUGAGAGCGAUGACCGGGACAGCUGGGGGCACGGGGAGGGAGCGGGAGCUGAAGGUGCCGCCCGGCUCAUGAACGUGCUGAAUGCAGAGUGUCUGCCGGACUGCCUAGGGGACGAGAUGGCUGUGUAGUGGUGCUCGUAAAGCUGCACAAGGCAACAUUGCACUUAUGUGCCAACCCAGAGGGAAAACAGCUGAAAUUCCGAAUCUGAAGAACUUCAUUAGCCAGAAAUCAUGUGUUGUGACAGUAAACUGCAUUGUCGAAGAGCGUUCAUGCAUCACUGUUCUGUUUUGAUUUGCUACUUCCUGUGCACUGAGAAAAUGUCCCACUGGUAUGACUAGUGGGAGGUAUAAUUUAAAAAACAGAGAUGCAGAAAGUAGAAUUUAAUUGGCAAAUUGGAUCCUAAUGUUUCAAGGGAUAGCUCAGUUUUUUGAGUAGAGUUUUAUGAAGUACUAGUCAGUGUAUUAUAGGGGUGUUGAAAAUAAUUGUAUAGUUGAUGCAACACAAUCCAGAUAUGGAUGAAUCUGCAUUGAUGCAGUGACAGUCCAUAAUGGAUAUUCGAUAAUCAGACAAAUAAUGUGAGUAGUAGGCUAGGCCUACACUAUUUAUUUUGGUUUACAGAAAUUUAGGUUAUCAGGAAUGUCCUUACAGCAGUAGGAAGUUAUUAGAAGUUACAACUUGACUCCAAAAGUCAGCUAUACAUUUUGUAAAACACUUUAAAUAAUAAAAAGUGAACCCACAUUUAUCAGACCAGUAGUAUUUAUUGAUGAAAAGGUAACCAUGUGUUGUAAUAUUAAAAAAAUAGAGGAAUCGAAUCAAAUCGUGAACUAGAUAAUCGUAAUCAAAUAGUGAGACCAGUGAACAGCCCUCAUGUAUUACCAACAGUACAUGACAGCCCACACUUUGGAGAA
Centropristis striata (black sea bass) is the source of this 2786-nucleotide messenger RNA. RefSeq names its product carboxyl-terminal PDZ ligand of neuronal nitric oxide synthase protein-like. Lineage: Eukaryota; Metazoa; Chordata; Actinopteri; Perciformes; Serranidae. The coding region runs from base 480 to 2006 and encodes 508 amino acids. Gene Ontology annotation, molecular function: nitric-oxide synthase binding. The transcript has 10 exons. The record is from RefSeq and is a predicted model, not a curated record.